AUGACGGCUCCCACGCACGUCAAGGUCCUCGUUCUUACUCAAACAGGACCCGAUUAUCUAGAAUACAUCAAGACUGUGGACACGCCUAACAGACCGCCAAUCCCGCCCACUGAUCUGGACCCUAAACUUCGAGCACUUCUCGAAUCCCAGAUGCCGACAGUCACCUCUCAUCUCUAUCACGGUACCAAGCACGCCGAUUACUCAGACGUUGGUCCUCUACCCGACACUCGCCUACAUCACUGGAGCGAGAAUGCCUGGGCGAAACGUACUAUGAUAUGUCUAUCCAAUUAUCACGUCUUCUGUACCCUUCAAAAAGGAGAAACUUUGCUCCCCAACCCAUGGUCGGGGAACAUAUUCUCGGGCGACAUGUUUAUUCUGAAGUUGUCCAAUACUGAGGGUCCAGAUGGGCGACGGUUCUACGAGGACAUCGAUCCUGGUACUACAUUUGGGGAGAUUUUGCUAGUCGAUGCCAAGGUAGCGACUGUUUUCGUGGAAGCAGUGAUGCCAGGGGCUGAGUGGCUUUGA
This is a messenger RNA of Letharia columbiana, 525 nucleotides long. RefSeq lists its product as uncharacterized. The coding region runs from base 1 to 525 and encodes 174 amino acids. NCBI's taxonomy places the organism in Eukaryota, Fungi, Ascomycota, Lecanoromycetes, Lecanorales, Parmeliaceae. The transcript has a single exon. The record is from RefSeq and is a predicted model, not a curated record.